Oncorhynchus mykiss (rainbow trout) is the source of this 1434-nucleotide messenger RNA. It is a transcript of the gene gosr1, whose product is annotated as golgi SNAP receptor complex member 1. Gene Ontology annotation, biological process: inter-Golgi cisterna vesicle-mediated transport; vesicle fusion; endoplasmic reticulum to Golgi vesicle-mediated transport. Gene Ontology annotation, molecular function: SNAP receptor activity. Gene Ontology annotation, cellular component: cis-Golgi network; SNARE complex; Golgi membrane. The record is from RefSeq and is a predicted model, not a curated record. NCBI's taxonomy places the organism in Eukaryota, Metazoa, Chordata, Actinopteri, Salmoniformes, Salmonidae.
AGGAAGCAGCAACUACUGGGAAGGUGAGGUGGCAAACUGGCACAACUAGGGUGCGAUCAGACAGCUAUUUGAUACAUUUGCAACGAUGUUUGAUUUGCGAAAGCAGGCCAGGCAGCUGGAGAAUGAGUUGGACCUGAAGCUGGUGUCUUUCAGUAAACUGUGUACAAGCUACAGCAGCUCCAGAGAUGGCCGUCGAGGAGACAGCAACUCAGAUACUGCUCCCCUCCUCAACAACUCAACGCAGGACAGAAUGUUUGAGACCAUGUCUGGGGAGAUUGAACAGCUGCUGGCCAAACUCACAGGUGUAAAUGACAAGAUGGCUGAGUACACCAGCACCCCGGGGGUGACGUCCCUUAACGCAGCCCUGAUGCACACGCUCCAGAGACACAGAGACAUCUUGCAAGACUACACUCACGAAUUCCACAAAACCAAAGCCAACUUCCUUGCCAUCCGGGAGAGAGAAGAUUUGCUGGGGUCCGUCCGCAAAGACAUUGAGACAUACAAGAGUGGCUCAGGAGUGAACAACAGAAGAACAGAACUGUUUCUGAAGGAGCAUGAGCACCUGAGAAACUCUGACCGCCUGAUGGAUGACACAAUAAGUAUUGCCAUGGCGACCAAGGAGAACAUGACAUCCCAGAGAGGGCUAUUGAAGUCCAUACAGAGCAGAGUCAACACUCUGGCCAAUCGUUUCCCAGCCAUCAACAACCUCGUCCAGCGACUCAACCUGCGGAAGAGACGAGACUCCCUAAUCCUGGGCGGAGUCAUCGGCGUUUGCACCAUCCUCCUGCUGCUCUACGCCUUCCACUGAUGACGAACAGACCGGUCGAACAAUCGUUACUUUGCGUUUGUAACAUCGGAAUCAGAACUCUGGAGAAUGGGCUUUAGUGAGUGGAGGCUACUGGACAGACAGACACCCUCUUUGCCCAAUCGCUUAACAGGAUUGAUCGAAGGCAGCAUGGACUACCUGAUUUUGUAUUUAGCAGUGGGAGGGAAGGAGGAGAAGGAUAUGUGAGAUGGAGCAGCACCUUUUUUCUUUUUUUAUCAAAAGUUUGCUGUUCAACGCUGGUUAAGGGAACAGAGACCAAAUGUACUGAUAUGACUAGAUUUGAAAUAAUUAUAUAUAUAUAUAUUUCAAAUAUAUUAGUACAUUGAGAUAGGCCAAAGUCCAUAUAUGACUUUCGCCCAUCUCAAGGUAGUAAUAUAUUUGAAAGAAUUAUAUCUUAAAGAAAAUUAAAAAUAACACUUGCUUUAAGGAGUUUAAUGCUCUGAAGACAGUCCCUCUCUUUCGUUUCCACCGUCUGUCUGAUUUCUGUGAUGGAAGGAUUUUUAGUUGAAUGGUCCUUUUUCGUGAUGGGAUAUUCAGGAGGUUCGUAUUCAUCAUGGGCUGUACAUUGCAUUAUUAAUAAAUUAUUCAUUUACAGUAUGUGAUACUAG